CAUUAAGCUCCGGCCAAUCAAAAGUCAGCAAUUCCCAAUUCCCAAGCUUGUUCACAACUUAUGCGGAGGCUUGACCUUCCGUCGGGAUAGUCAAGUUAGAGCCCUUAAACUUUCGACCAAGGCCAGAUCUGCUUACGUUUCUUUUCCCUUAUUGAUUAAUUACUCUUGUCGUUUUCUUCUCCUUCUUCUUCUUUGGAUUAUUAUGUCUAUAUUGUAAUUCUACAUAUGAACAAUACUUGAAGAAGAAAACCGUAAAAGGGGGAAUACCUACGUGCCUACCUAUCUAUUUAUAGAAUACUAGAUCGCAUAGCAGAGCUCGCUAGAUAUUGUACAAGGCAAGGUACCUAAGAAAGACCUUACCUUGCCCGCCCAAGAUGGCAGAGGUACGCCAGCGCAAAGGCAAGAAGGAGGACGAGAAAAAGUCGUCCACGGUGCCCAUCGUCGAAGAAAUACCGACCUCGGAGUCAGACGCCGACAGCACACAGCCAAAGCCAGCGACGAAGUCGAAGACGAAAUCCAAAUCCAAAUCCAAGCCCUCCACCAAGGAGCUCGUCGACGAUGACGAGAAGUACAGCCCGUGGAUGGACAUCCUGCGCGUUCUCUCCUUCCUCCUCGUCGCCUCCUGCGGCCUCAGCUACCUCGUCUCCAACGGCGAGUCCUUCACCUGGAACAUGCGCGCGCCGCCCAAGUACUUGCAGGCGGAUUGGUGGAAGACGCAAUUCCGCGGACCCAUCUACCUCACACCCGCCGAGCUCUCCCAACACGACGGCACCGACCCCACCAAGCCCUUAUACCUCGCUAUCAACGGUACUAUCUACGACGUCUCAAGCAACCGGCGCACCUACGGGCCCGGCGGCUCCUACCGCUUCUUCGCCGGCGCCGACGCCGCGCGCUCCUACGUCACCGGCUGCUUCGCCGAGGACCGCACCCCGGACAUGCGUGGCGUCGAGGACAUGUACCUGCCCCUCGACGACCCGGCCGUCGACUCCCUGUACCCGCCCGCCGAGCUCGCCGCCCUCAAGCAGCGCGAGCUCGCCGACGCCCGCCAGAAGGUCCACGACGCCCUCGCCCACUGGGUCCGCUUCUUCCAGAACAGCCCCAAGUACCCCCGCGUCGGCUACGUCCGCAAGGACAAGGACUGGCUCGCUAAGGAGCCCAGAAAGAAGCUGUGCGAGGCUGCGUCCAAGGGGAGGAAGCCUAGGAAGGCUCCUGGGUCUGCUGAGGAGUAGGAAAGGGGAAAGGGUCGGGAUUUUGUUUAAAUAUGUUGAGUGUUAAGGUUUUUUUUGGUUUUUUUUUAUUUUAUUUGAUUGUUUAUAAGAGGCAAUCCUACCACAUGGUGUUACAUCAAGUGUAAAAACUUCGCUGCUGGAAUUGUUAUCUCGAUAGUAUGGGUGGGUAGGUACCUAGGUAGGUAUGUAGAUAGGUGAAUAGGCUAGGCAGGUCAAUAAUCGAGGCAGCAUUUACAUGCAUGCAUACAUUGGUUGGUAGUGCUACGCGAUUGUUAGAAAGAGCUGAAAUACGCUGUGAGUGAGUGUGCAAUGAUAGGUGGCAAAGUUACUACUCUAUGAAUACUAUUAUGCAUACGAAC
Messenger RNA from Hypoxylon fragiforme, 1588 nucleotides. Its product is annotated as cytochrome b5. The transcript has 2 exons. NCBI's taxonomy places the organism in Eukaryota, Fungi, Ascomycota, Sordariomycetes, Xylariales, Hypoxylaceae. Gene Ontology annotation, cellular component: endomembrane system; membrane. Bases 375 to 1229 code for a protein of 284 amino acids. The record is from RefSeq and is a predicted model, not a curated record.